Messenger RNA from Macadamia integrifolia, 1579 nucleotides. Its product is annotated as haloacid dehalogenase-like hydrolase domain-containing protein Sgpp. The transcript has 5 exons. NCBI's taxonomy places the organism in Eukaryota, Viridiplantae, Streptophyta, Magnoliopsida, Proteales, Proteaceae. Bases 351 to 1250 code for a protein of 299 amino acids. The record is from RefSeq and is a predicted model, not a curated record.
UCACGAAAAGAAGUCGGUUGAUUUUGAUUGGAUGGAACCCCACAAAGCCUGUUGUAUCUGAAAUUUUGGACUCUGGACCGACACAGCUGACCAACGUAACCCACAGUGGCUCUGCUCUGUUUCAUUCAACUCCAAUUUUUAAAACUGACUAAACGAAGAACCCGAAGGAAUACCGAAUCUCUUGGAGAAUAAACUCAAAUCUCUCUCUCUCUCUCUCUCUCUCUCACCUCCUUCCUAUUCUAUUAAGGGGAAAGUGUGCAGAAGGCUAAACUAAUUUGUCUUAUUUCUUCUCCUUGCUGUUAUUAAAUUCCUCGACAGAUUUGGAAACCAAUUUAUUAUUUCCCACUUUUAUGCAUUCUCUGUAUUUUCUAGAUCUUCAUUGUAGCCUCCCCCAUUCUCCCUGCUUUCCUCGCAAAGACCCAUUUCUAAAAAGGAAAAAUUUGCAGAGAAGAACUCGAUUGAUUUGUUGCUCCUCUCCCCAGAUGGCAAUUUCAUCUACUUCUCUUUCAACAGAAAGAUGUUCUCUCUCUCAAGUUGCUCCCCUUGAAGCAGUAUUGUUUGAUAUUGAUGGAACUAUUUGUGAUUCAGAUCCUAUCCAUUACUUAGCUUUCCGUGAAAUGCUUCUAGAGAUUGGUUUCAAUGGUGGAGUACCUAUUGAUGAGGAUUUUUAUGUUAAGACUAUUGCUGGCAAGCAUAACCCAGAUCUCUGUCCUGUACUCUUUCCUGAUUGGGAUGUGGAGAAGGCACUUAAAUUCUUGGAUGAUAAGGAAGCAAUGUUUCGUAGAUUGGCACCAGAACAAUUGAAGCCAGUAGAUGGGCUACACAAGUUGUGUAAAUGGAUAAAAGAUCAUGGCUUCAAACGGGCCGCAGUUACUAAUGCUCCAAGACCAAAUGCAGAGCUUAUGAUUUCACUUUUGGGUCUGUCUGAUUUCUUUGAUGUGGUUGUAAUUGGGAGCGAAUGUGAGCGAGCAAAGCCGUUUCCUGAUCCCUACCUGAAGGGUCUAGAAGAAUUGAAGGCUUCUGCUAACCAUUGUUUUGUAUUUGAGGACUCUGCAUCAGGAAUAAAAGCUGGAGUGGCAGCAGAGAUGCCUGUUGUGGGUAUAACUACCAGAAAUCCUGAACGUAUAUUGAAUGAAGCAGGGGCCACGUUUCUUAUUAAGGAUUAUAGUGACCCAAAAUUGUGGUCAGCAUUGGAAGAACUCGACAGAGAAACGGUGGUGAAAAGAGAUACAGCUUUGAAUGGUAAUUGACAGUGAAAUUAUUGGCACAUUCAUAGAUUUGCAUGGAUAACUGAGUUGGGUUAUCCCUUAGAUUCAGUUAAACUUCGGCUUAUCUGAAUAGAUCAAGCAAUAUACCACACAAGUCAAAAUUGAAUUUAACAAUUGUUCUUUGGAUUAUCAAAUUGCUUACUUUCACUGUUUGGUUGGCUGUAAUAAUAACAGAUUUUCUAUAGUGCAAUUGUUGACUCUUGCCAUUAUACUACAAAAUAUGCAUUGAGGUGGUAACCUCUUACUAUUGGAGAAAUUUCUGAAUAACCAGUUUUAUUUCAUAGUGCAGAACUAAUAACCUUCAAUAUUUA